Molecule: messenger RNA, 1409 nt
Organism: Paraglomus occultum
Lineage: Eukaryota; Fungi; Glomeromycota; Glomeromycetes; Paraglomerales; Paraglomeraceae
Source: the annotation of a GenBank genome assembly
AUGACUCAACUUCAAGAAUUCCUCACUGCUACAAAAGCCUUUCUUGCACUUAAACCUUCCCUAGAAAACAUCAAAGCUUUUAUGAGUCUGUCUGAUAUGCAAAUUAGGCUCCAGUUCGAUCUUUCUGUUGUCAACAUAAGGAAGCCACGAAACGUUGCAGUUGAUGUAAGUGCUGCUCUCUUUUUGCCGGACGAAUACAAACACCUUAUCUGUGGCGUUACAACAGGCGAUGGAGCAUGCCUAUUCAAUGCAGCAUCAUUAUUCCUAGUGGCGAAUGAAUCAUUAAGCCUAAUACUACGUGCAGCAACUGUCCACGAGCUCUUAUCGUAUCCCGAAUUCUACCUCCGUCUCCCUGUCUUCAUGACAGACUGGCCAUGGUCAAAUGCCGCUUUAAAUGCUAACAAUCAAAAUGACCCAGAUAAUAGUCAAUAUCGAAAAGCAAGUAUCUACAAAAACGAAGUAGCAGAUUUUUGUGCUCCGAAUGCAUACUCACCUUUACUGGCAGUAUAUGGUCUUGCAAGUGCAAUCUCCCGUCCGAUUAAUUCAAUUUAUCCACCAAAUAGUGAAUCCCCAUAUCAUCAGCUAAUCCUUCCACGUCAAGUAAAUCACUUUCAACCACCUAUCAAUAUAAUGUGGGUGAAUAUUGUGAUUACAACACAGGCUGAAUUCACAGCUUGGAUAAAUAGUUCUCUUCCAAUGGCAGGCUUGGCUCCUGUAAAAGAAUUGGAAGUUAAGAUCGAAGCUGGAAAGGAGAUUAGAUAUAAGUCAUUAGAUGAUAUAAAAAUUGUGUUGGAACGAGAUGAAGCAGCAAAUCUUGUCACAACAGAUCAUUGCUGGAAAGACUCAUAUACUUCCCAUUACUGGUUACGUCAAAUUAUCCGACGCAAGGGCCUCUUUCCACAAGUUGCUAUCAGUAUUGACAGAACGCGAGAAUUAGAAAAUAGUUUGAAAAAAUACUUCCACUGUAGUGGGUGCAUUGAUAAACGAACUUCAACUGCUGGUCUAUUCUGCAUUGCAAAACAGGAAUUGAAGGAAAAGACAGAAACAAUCCACUUGCAUAUACAAUCCCUUGAGAAUCGGCGUUGCUGUGUACAUCACACAGGGAUCUGUUAUGGGCAAAUGCGUGGUCUUUCAGCGGCACUAUUAAGAGAAAAAGAUGCAUUACCGCGUCAGUUACGAGCUGAAAGAUUAGAAGCUAUUCCAUUACAGCAAAGACUGACAGGAAACCGCCAAGACGUACCAUCACCACAGGCCGCGCGUAAGCUAAAACAAACAGGUAUUAAUAACAAGAAUGACUAUACAGUAGGGGAGCGAUUUCAUGCAAGCAUUAGUAUUAUCAAUGAGAAUGAAAAACUAAAAUACGCUGAGGAUAAUAGUGAAAAAGCUGAGAAAGACAGAAAGUUACGUGG